Molecule: messenger RNA, 7337 nt
Organism: Gymnodraco acuticeps
Lineage: Eukaryota; Metazoa; Chordata; Actinopteri; Perciformes; Bathydraconidae
Gene: ryr3
Product: ryanodine receptor 3
Biological process (GO): intracellular calcium ion homeostasis; calcium ion transmembrane transport
Cellular component (GO): Z disc; sarcoplasmic reticulum membrane; sarcolemma
Molecular function (GO): ryanodine-sensitive calcium-release channel activity
Source: RefSeq, a predicted model, not a curated record
AAUGAUGGAUUCAGUCCUGCUCCAAUGGAUUUGAACAAUGUCACUUUGUCAAGAGAGCUACAGGGCAUGGUGGAGGUGGUUGCAGAAAACUACCACAACAUCUGGUCCAAGAAGAAGAAAUUUGAACUUGUUAGCAAAGGAGGGGAAGCCCACCCGCUGCUGGUUCCCUAUGACACCCUGACCGCUAAAGAGAAGCACAGAGACAGAGAGAGGCCCAGGAGCUCUUCAAGUUUCCUGCAGAUCAGCGGCUAUGCCAUCAUGAGAUCAGAAGGACGUGGUCAGGACUCAUCAUCCAUGGAGAAGCGUUUUACAUACAUGCUCCUCAAAACGCUGCUGAAGUACGUCGACUCUGCCCAGGAGUUCAUCGCUCAUCUGGAGGCCAUGGCCACCAGUGGGAAGACGGACAAAUCGCCUCAUGACCAGGAAAUCAAGUUCUUUGCCAAGGUGUUGCUUCCUCUGAUAGAUCAAACUUUCAAGAACCACUGUCUCUACUUCCUGUCCACGCCCAGCAAGAACCUGAGCAGCUGCGGCUGUGCCUCCAGCAAAGAGAAGGAGAUGCUCACCAGCCUGUUCUGUAAGCUGGCACUUCUUGUCAGACACAGGAUUUCUCUCUUUGGAAGUGACUCUGCAAUGAUGGUGAGCUGUCUGCACAUCCUCUCUCAAACAGUCGACACCAGAACGGUGAUGAAGUCCGGCUCAGAGUUGGUCAAAGCCAGCUUCAAGACUUUCUUUGAGAACGCGGCGGAGGACCUGGAGAAGCUGGUGGAGAUGCUGAAGCUGGGGAAGUUCAUGCAGUCCCGGGCUCAGUUGAAGAGCGUCACGCAGAGCAUCAACUACGUGACGGUGGCGCUGCUGCCCAUCCUCACCGCCCUGUUCGAGCACAUCACCACAUACGAGUUUGAAGUGGAUCUGCUCUUGAAUGAUGUGCAGCUGUCCUGUUACCGGAUCUUGGCUUGUUUCUACUGUCUGGGAACGGGAAAGAACGUCUUUGUGGAGAAGCAUCUUCCUGCGCUGGGGGAGAGUCUGGCGACGCUGGUGGCCGCCAUGCCUGUGGCGUUCCUGGAGCCUCAACUCAACGCUCACAACCCGAUGUCUGUGUUCAACACCAAGACCCCCCGAGAGAGAGCCAUCCUGAGUAUGCCGGACACGGUGAUGGAGAUGUGUCCGGAGAUGCCUCGCCUUGAAGGACUGCUGAAAGACGUCAGCGAUGUCUCAGAGUCCGGUGCUCGCUACUCCGACAUGCCACAGGUCAUUGAGGUGAUCCUUCCCAUGCUGUGUAACUAUCUGUCAUACUGGUGGGAGAAGGGUCCGGAAAACUCCUCUUCAGAUGCCCAGUGCUGCACUAUGGUGACCUCUGAACACCUCAGCAUCAUCCUGGCAAACAUCCUCAAGAUCCUCAACAACAACCUGGGUAUCGAUGACGCCCCCUGGAUGAAGAGGAUUGCAGUCUACUCUCAGCCAAUCAUCUGCAAGGCGGGAGCACAUCUGCUGAGAACCCACUUCCUGCCCACCUUGGAGAAAUUGAGGAACAAGACGGUGAAGGUUGUGGGUGAAGAGGAGCUGCUGAAGGCCGACAGUAAAGGUGACACCCAGGAGGCCGAGCUGCUCAUCCUGGAUGAGUUUGCCGUGCUCUGCAGAGACCUCUAUGCCUUCUACCCCAUGCUCAUCCGUUACGUGGACAACAACAGGUCCAGGUGGCUGAAGGAGCCGGAUGCAGACUCCACUGAGCUCUUCAGGAUGGUGGCUGAGAUCUUCAUCCUCUGGUGCAAGUCCCAUAACUUCAAACGUGAGGAGCAAAACUUUGUGGUUCAGAAUGAGAUCAACAAUCUGGGCUUCCUGACUGGAGAGGGCAAGGCGAAGAUGUCCAAGUCAGGAGGCGACCAGGAGAGGAAACACAAGCGGCGCCGCGGCGAGUAUUACUCCGUCCAGACGUCGCUGAUCGUGGCGGCGCUGAAGAAGCUGCUGCCCAUCGGCCUCAACAUGUGCACGCCCGGAGAUCAGGAGCUCAUCUCCCUCGCCAAGAUACGCUACAGUCUGAAAGACACAGAUGACGAGGUGAAGGAACACUUGCGCCUGAAUUUCCAUCUCCAGGACAAGUGUGAAGACCCGGCGGUCCAGUGGCAGAUGAACCUGUACAAAGACGUGGUGGUGAAGAGCGAGGAACCCGCUAACUUAGAACACACCGUGUACCGAGUGCAGAGCAUCUCAGCUGCUGUCUUCCACCUGGAGCAGGUGGAGCAGCCUCUGAGGAAUAAGAAGCUUGUGUUCCAUAAGCUGCUGUCCAAACAGCGUAAGCGUGCUGUGGUGGCCUGUUUCCGGAUGGCUCCUCUCUACAAUCUACCUAGGCAUCGCGCUAUCAACUUCUUCAUCCCGGCCUAUCAGAGACUUUGGAUAGAGGCAGAGGAAUACUCCUUUGAGGAGAAGCUAGUUCAGGAUCUGGCAAAAACCCCGAUGAAAAUUGUGGAGGAAGAGGAAGAGGAGGUGGCUGAGGUCCAACCAGACCCUCUCCACCAACUCAUCCUCCACUUCAGCCACAACGCUCUGACAGAGAGAAGUUACUUGGAAGAAGACCCUUUGUAUAUAGCGUAUGCAGACAUGAUGGCGAAGAGCUGUGCAGAGGAUGAUGAGGACGAAGAAGAAGAAGAGGAAGUAGAAGGGAAAGAAAAGACUUUUGAGGAAAAAGAGAUGGAAAAGCAGAAGAUCCUGUAUCAGCAGAUGAGGCUGCACGCCCGCGGGGCCGCAGAGAUGGUGCUGCAGAUGAUCAGCGCCAGUAAAGGUCGUUUGGGCCCCAUGGUGACCUGCACCCUCAAACUGGGAAUCUCCAUCUUAAAUGGCGGCAAUGUGCAAGUGCAGCAGAAAAUGCUGGAUUACCUGAAAGAGAAAAGAGAUGCAGGCUUUUUCAAGGGUCUCUCAGGACUGAUGCAGUCUUGCAGUGUCUUGGACUUGAAUGCAUUUGAGAGGCAGAACAAAGCAGAAGGACUUGGCAUGGUGUCAGAAGAAGGUUCAAUCAACAAUCAGCGGGGUUCCAAAGUGCUACAAAAUGAUGAGUUUACUAAAGAUCUGUUCCGGUUUUUGCAACUUCUUUGUGAGGGCCACAAUGGAGAUUUCCAGAAUUUCCUGAGAACGCAAACUGGAAACACAACCACGGUCAACAUCAUCAUCAGCACCGUUGACUAUCUGCUCCGUCUUCAGGAAUCGAUCAGUGACUUCUACUGGUACUACUCUGGCAAAGAUGUCAUGGAUGAGACUGGAAGACUAAACUUCUCCAAAGCUUUAUCUGUUGCCAAACAGAUAUUCAACUCACUGACUGAGUACAUUCAGGGCCCGUGUAUUGGGAACCAGCAGAGUUUAGCUCACAGCAGAUUGUGGGACGCAGUUGUGGGCUUCUUGCAUGUUUUUGCCAACAUGCAAAUGAAGCUUUCUCAGGACGCCAGUCAGACUGAGCUGUUGAAGGAGCUGAUGGAUUUACAGAAGGAUAUGGUGGUCAUGUUGCUGUCUCUGCUAGAGGGUAACGUGGUGAAUGGAAUGAUUGGAAAGCAGAUGGUGGACACCCUGGUGGAGUCUUCCAGUAACGUGGAGAUGAUACUCAAGUUCUUCGACAUGUUCCUCAAACUGAAGGACCUGACGUCCUCUGACACCUUCAAAGAGAACGACCCUGAGUUCAAGGGCAUUAUUUCAAAGAAGGAGUUCCAGAAGUCAAUGGAGUCCCAGAUGCAGUACAGCCAGACGGAGAUUGAGUUCCUGCUCUCGUGCGCGGAGGCCGACGAGAAUGACAUGUUCAACUACAUUGACUUUGUGGAGCGUUUCCACGAGCCGGCCAAAGAUAUCGGCUUCAACGUGGCGGUGCUGCUGACCAACCUGUCGGAACACAUGCCGCACGACUCCAGACUCGCCACCUUCUUAGACCUGGCGGGGAGCGUACUCACCUACUUCGAGCCCUAUCUGGGUCGUAUUGAAAUCAUGGGUAGCGCAAAGCGGAUCGAGAGGGUUUACUUCGAGAUCAGCGAGUCGAGCCGCGAGCAGUGGGAGAAGCCGCAGGUCAAAGAGUCCAAGCGUCAGUUCAUCUUUGACGUGGUCAACGAGGGCACGGAGAGCGAGAAGAUGGAGAUGUUUGUCAAUUUCUGUGAGGACACCAUUUUUGAGAUGCAGCUGGCCUCGCAGAUCUCCGAGCCGGAUGUGGUGGAACAACCGGAGGAGGAGGAAGAGGACGAUGCACACAGCCUCCUGGACGAGCUGGGUGGAGAGGAAGAGGGCGCCCUGGAGUCUGCCUCAGCCUUCACCACCGCAUGCCGCUCGGUCAAGAGGAAGAUCUCCAACGUGCGCCAAACAUUAUCCAUUAAAAACUUCUCCAAGCAGUUCAAGAAAAUCAAGAAGCUGAGCAUCAAGGAGAUCAUCACCGGCUUCUUCUCCUUCUUCUGGAUGCUCUUCACCGGCUUCUUCAAGGGAAUCUACGGACUCAUCUUCGGGUUCUUCCACGUCAUCUGGUCCUCCAUGUUUGGCGGUGGCCUGGUUGAGGGGGCUAAGAACAUAAAGGUGACGGACAUCCUCGGGAACAUGCCCGACCCAACCCAGUUUGGUAUACACGGAGAUGCGAUUGAAGGAGAGAAAGUGGAGGCCAUAGAGUCGUCGGGAGGUUUAGAGACGGCCAUGGCACCUGCAGGAGACACAACAGAAGUGGACAGCAUGCUGGAGAUGCUGUCCGCUCCCAAGAAGGAAGGAGGGAAACAUGUGGAGCUCGGCCUGGGUGACUUUUCUGAGCUGAGCGCAGAGAUCUCCACUUCUGAACACAAGAAGAAAGCUGCUGCUAAGUCUUUUGAAGCCCCCGAGAACGAACCGGAGAAAGCAGACUCAGAGAACCAGGAGAAGGAGGACAAGCCAAAGAAGGAAGAAGUGGAGGUGAAGGAGCCGGUGGCGGAGGAGAAGCCCAAAGCCAAAGCGAGUCCCCCCAAAGACGCGUCUCCAUCCUUCAUGCUGAGCAUCUUCGCUUUUCUGAAAAUCUUCGUCACCAAGAUGCUGAACUUGCUGGCUCGUAACUUCUACAACGUGCGUUUCCUGGCUCUGUUUGUGUGUUUCGCCAUCAACUUCAUUCUUCUCUUCUACAAGGUCACUGGCGAAGCUGAGGCAGAUGAGGAGGACACCUGGGACGGCGAUGAAAAUAACGCGGACACAUUUUUCGACAUGGAUGAGUUUGUCCUGCAGGAGAGCACCGGCUACAUGUUACCCACGCUGCGCUUCCUCGCUGUUUUCCACACCGUCAUCUCACUCGUCUGUCUCUUCGGGUACUGCUUCCUCAAGGUUCCUCUGGUGGUGUUCAAGAGGGAGAAGGAGAUUGCGAGGAAGCUUGAAUUCGACGGUCUCUACAUCACCGAGCAGCCGUCCGACGAGGACAUCAAGGGCCAGUGGGAUCGACUUGUCAUCAACACCCCGUCUUUCCCCAGCAACUACUGGGACAAGUUCAUCAAGCGCAAGGUGAUCAAUAAAUAUGGAGACAUGUACGGAGCCGAGCGCAUCGCUGAGCUGUUGGGCCUGGAUAAGAGCGCUCUGGACUUUGACCCCACUGUGGAGACAGUAGAGAAUGAAGCCUCCCUGCUCUCCUGGCUGAGCUCCAUCGAUACAAAGUACCACAUCUGGAAGAUGGGAGUGGUUCUGACUGACAAUUACUUCCUGUAUCUGAUCUGGUACUCCACCAUGUCCAUUUUCGGACACUUCAACAACUUCUUCUUCGCUGCCCAUCUUCUGGACAUCGCCAUGGUCUUCAAGUCGCUCCAAACCAUCCUGUCGUCCGUCACUCACAACGGCAAGCAGCUUAUGCUGACUGUGGGUCUGCUGGCCGUGGUCGUCUAUCUCUACACCGUGGUGGCCUUCAACUUCUUCAGGAAGUUCUACAACGGGGGGGAUGAGGACGAGCCCGACAUGAAGUGUGACGACAUGUUGACGUGCUACUUGUUCCACAUGUACGUGGGUGUGAGAGCUGGAGGCGGUAUCGGCGACGAGUUGGAGGACCCAGCUGGAGACCCCUACGAGCUUUACCGCAUCAUGUUCGACAUCACCUUCUUCUUCUUCGUCAUCGUCAUCCUGCUCGCCAUCAUUCAGGGUUUGAUCAUUGAUGCCUUUGGAGAGCUGAGAGACCAGCAGGAGCAGGUGAAGGAGGACAUGGAGACUAAGUGCUUCAUCUGUGGCAUCGGGAACGAUUACUUUGACCGGACGCCUCACGGGUUCGAGACCCACACCUUACAAGAACACAACCUCGCGAACUACCUGUUCUUCCUCAUGUACCUGAUCAACAAGGAUGAGACUGAGCACACGGGUCAGGAGUCCUAUGUGUGGAAGAUGUACCAGGAGAGAUGCUGGGACUUCUUCCCGACUGGAGACUGCUUCAGGAAGCAGUACGAGGACCAGCUGGGUUAGAGAGGAUCAGCCUCUGCUUCCCUCUAUCUGAAAGAGACACUGAGCUUGACUUGCCCCUGUUACCAGAACCUGAACACUCGCUGGACUUUCUCUGCUGCCAUGGUGUUGAGAAAAAAAGUCAUUCAUUUUGAAUUCACAAAAAAUCAUGUCUAGAAAAAUGAUUUUAAGACGUGCGACUGGACAUUUCGGGUUUGUGCAUCCUCUUCCUUGUUACCGAAAAGUCACUAGCCACGACGCCUCUUUUAUGCAAAUUAUUUUGAUUCACAUUGCCUUUGUCUUGCUUAACCCCAACCUCUUGCACAAUUUGUUGUGUGUAGACAUUUGAUACAUGCGAAGGGUGACAGCAUGACAACUGAAUGUUUGAAUAUGCACAAUUUCUAGAUUACCGCCAGGAUGUUUGAGUCACUUGUUACCAAUCCACCUGAAUGGAUGUGUGCUGCUAGUGAUGAUCCUGCUAACAUCAAACCACAGUGAGUGAGACCUGAUCUGCCUUUUCAAAUCUGUCAGAUAAAACGCUACAGAAGAUGGUUCUUCCAGGACCAGAGACGUCUCACUUAAGAUGUUUUAUCAAGUGCCGACGUGCCUUAAGAGAAACUAUGCAAAAAAACAUUUAUCAUUUUCGUCCCUCCUGACACAAGCAGUGCUUUAGCUCUGGUUUAGAAUUAGCGGCUUUUAAAACGAUUACAUUAGAUCAUCCUCGUGUAAAUGUUGCUUGGUUUGGUUUUAUUUCUAACUUGUGGUGUCCUGCCCUCUUACAGUAGAAGGGCCCCAAAAAGAGAAAACACAAAAAAAACAAAUCUUGGUUCAAGUGUUUAUUGACGACUAAACUCUUCACUGCUAUUGUAAUGACAUUUCUAUGUAUGUCGUAGCUUUGGCCAUCUGCAUUUCUUUUGAUGAGGGGGAGGAAAUGAAUAAAGAAGUUGACGCAA